This is a messenger RNA of Eruca vesicaria subsp. sativa (arugula), 839 nucleotides long. Lineage: Eukaryota; Viridiplantae; Streptophyta; Magnoliopsida; Brassicales; Brassicaceae. The record is from the annotation of a GenBank genome assembly.
CUAAAUACACUAGCUAACCAUCAACGGAAUUCAACAAAAAAAAGCACAAAAGCAAGAAAUCAAAGAAAAAAAGAGAAGGAAGAAGAUGAAAACAACGGGUGCAGUCACAGUCUUCCAACUGGUGAUAUAUUUAUGGCUCAUUGCGAUAACAGCAUCUAGUGUUGUUGCUGGUGAAAAGGAAGCAGUGCUUGAUACUAACGGGCAUCCACUAUUUGCCCAUGCUCCGUAUUUAGUCAAGAUCCAGAGUCCGAAUGGAACAGCAUGGAUUUCCAAGUACCCAAUCAAUACAGCUGAUCUCACAUCAUGCCCACAAAGAGUGGUAUCUAUGUCUGAUGAAAUUGUAGGCAUAUAUAUACCAAUUGAAUUCAUAUUAUCAUCAGAUGAGGAUGUGGUACGUGUAUCAACAGAGCUUAACAUCAGGUUCCCAUGGGCCGAUGAGUGCGAAGAGUCUGGGAUUUGGAGAGUGGCCGAUAGCUCAUUGCCAGUCAAAGAAGUAGUCAUGUCUGGAUCGGAUUCAAGCAAUGACAGCACCUUCAGCAUCCAGAAAUCUGACAACGGAACUUACAAGUUUGCUUUCGGAAGUGCUGACAAACCAAAGGAUAUUGGUUUAGAUGUUAUAGGUCAUGGUCUAUGGAGGUUGAUAUUGUCCAAUAACUCUGGCUUUGCCAUUUCUUUCGUCCCAGCGUUUUAAUGUUCCGCCUCUAGUUUACCAACUACUCCUAUAUGUUCUUUUCCUGUCUUUUCACGUAUUUGUUAACUUCAAAGUUCAAAUUCAGUAAAUAUGUAGUUUUUCUUUUUCUUUUGAUGUCUUGUUUCAUUAAAAAUGAAUUAUAACUAAU